This is a messenger RNA of Vespula pensylvanica (western yellowjacket), 1542 nucleotides long. Its product is annotated as ornithine decarboxylase 1-like. Gene Ontology annotation, molecular function: ornithine decarboxylase activity. The record is from RefSeq and is a predicted model, not a curated record. The transcript has 8 exons. Lineage: Eukaryota; Metazoa; Arthropoda; Insecta; Hymenoptera; Vespidae. Gene Ontology annotation, cellular component: cytoplasm. The coding region runs from base 217 to 1470 and encodes 417 amino acids.
UACGUUUUAUUUUUGAAGGUCAUUGAAGAAGUUUUGUUAUGUAAUUUUCUUACAUCAUACCAGUAACUAUCUACUUGAUGGUAAUUGCUUCUAAUUUUGUCGACAAAAUAUGAAAUUUUAUCAUAUACAUUAUAGAAAAUAAUAGUGAUCAGUGAUAACAUUAGUAUAUAAGUGAAUGGAUUGAAACAGUGAAAUACUGUAGAGUAUAUCUAAAACAUGAUUUCCUUUAAUGUCAAUGAAAUUCAAAUUUACGAGGAUAAGUUUAAAGACUAUGACAUCUUAAAAAAUGUCAUUACUACUCGUGAUCAAGAAGAUGCAUUUUAUAUAUUAGAUCUUGGUAUUAUAAUGAAACAGCAUCAAGAGUGGAUUAAAAAAAUGCCAAGAAUUGUACCAUAUUAUGCUAUAAAAUGUAAUCCUAAUCCAAUGGUAAUAAAGGUUUUGGCAGCUAUGAAUGCGAACUUCGAUUGCGCAUCAAAGCAAGAAAUUCAACAAAUUAUACAGUUGGGUAUAUCACCUGAUAGAAUAAUCUUUGCAAAUCCCACAAAGUGUCCGUCUCAUAUAAAAUUUGCUAAAAGUCUAGGUGUCAAGAAAAUGACAGUAGAUGGCAAGUUAGAACUUUUUAAAAUUAAAAAAUUGUUUCCUGAAGCAAAAAUAGUUAUUCGCUUCCGAUGCGAUAGCAAUUCUUCUUUCGCUAAAUAUAUCAAUCUUGGAAUCAAAUAUGGAUGUGAACCAGGUGAUGAAGCAAAAGAAUUAAUACAACUUGCAAAAGAUCUAGAUUUAAUUUUAUAUGGAUUUAGUUUCCACGUUGGUAGCCCAUGUAAAGAAUUCAAUGCGUAUAAACGUGGAAUUGAAAUAUGUAAGGACUUGAUUACUUUUGCUAAAUCAAUAGGAUGCGAAGAUAUCAAGUUAAUUGAUAUUGGAGGGGGUUUUCCUGGAGAAAUUGGAAUUGAAAUCGAGGAGAUUUCAUAUAUAAUUAAUGAUGCGAUCAAAGAAAUAGAUCCUACUAUAGAAAUUAUAAGUGAACCAGGUAGAUACUACGUAGCAUCUGCAUUUACUUUGGCUAGCUAUUUACAUUCUAAAAAAACUAUAUCUAGUGGAAAUAGUCUGAAGCAGAUGUAUUAUAUUAAUUGUGGAGUUUAUACUGGGUUUAUAGAAGAAUUGUAUGAUUUGAAAUCACGUCAUCCAAAUUCACUGUUCAAUCCUAUAUCUAAUAAAAAGUUUUCUUCCACUUUAUGGGGACCAACUCUUGAUUCCUUUGAUUGUAUCAUCAAAGAUGUAUUACUUCCAGAAUAUGAAAUAGGAGAUUGGCUUGUAUGGAGCGACAUGGGUGCAUAUGGAACUUCUAUAGUUAGUAAAUUUAAUGGUUUCAUGCCACCAGAAGUUCUUCCAUUUAUCAGAAAAAGUCAAUGGCAAGACUUUUGUGCCAUUAUCGGACGUAACGUUAAUUGUCAUUUGUUUGGAUUGGAAUAGAUUUUUUGAAUUUCAAUAAAAGAAACUUAAUACUUAUAAAACAAUAUAAAGAUGUAUCAUGUAUUAAGAAAC